Messenger RNA from Aureobasidium namibiae CBS 147.97, 1032 nucleotides. Its product is annotated as urease accessory protein UreD. The transcript has a single exon. Gene Ontology annotation, molecular function: nickel cation binding. The record is from RefSeq and is a predicted model, not a curated record. Lineage: Eukaryota; Fungi; Ascomycota; Dothideomycetes; Dothideales; Saccotheciaceae. Bases 1 to 1032 code for a protein of 343 amino acids.
AUGAGAAACCCCUUCCCACCCACCGACUCUUUGCCUGGUCAUGGGCGCGUUCAUCUGGCUCUGCUGCCGCCAGCCCAUCCUACCCUCCAGACCCUGACUUAUCAGUAUCCUCUGAAACUGAUUUCACCUUCUCCUGUGACUAUAACUCCAUCUGCCGACAAUGCCUCGUCCCACCAAGUCCACACUCUCUACAUCUUGACCUAUGGCGGCGGCAUAGUCGCUGGUGAUACUCUCACUCUGAAGAUUGAUCUUGAUGCUACCACUCGUCUGCUCAUCCUCACUCAAGGCAGCACCAAGAUUUUCAAAACUCCAGCAUCAUCAACUCUCAGUCGCCAGGAUACAAACAUUCACUUGAAGCCUGCUGCUGCUCUGGUCUAUCUUCCGGAUCCUGUUCAGCCCUUUGCUCAGAGUGCUUUUGAACAGACCCAACGAUUUUACGUACGCCAUCAGCAGAACUUUCCGAAUCCCAGCAUCUGUGUUUUGGAUUGGGUGUGUCAAGGUCGCAAAGCUCUAGGUGAGGACUGGAACUUCUUCAGAUAUUCCAGCAAAAACGAAGUCUAUCUUGUUGACGGUUCCCGCGGGUCCGAUGAGACGAGGCUAUUAUUGCGCGACAAUGUCACCUUGGAUGCAAGCGAUGAUGCAAUACAGACUUCAUUGACGCGACGCAUGGAUGGGCUUGGUGCAAUCGGUACUCUGAUCUUGUACGGCCCUACUUUUGCGAGUCUUGCGGCAUUUUUCUUGGACGAAUUCAAAUCAAUACCCCGGAUUGGAGGUAGACAAUGGGACACUUCCAACGAAGCUGACGACGCAAUACGAGAUCUGGAACCUCUCGUGGUCCGACGAACAGCCCGACAAAACCAGGAAUUGACUGAUGGUCUUUUAUGGUCAGCAGCCAUGACACGAGGAUGUGUCGUGGUUAAGUUCGGCGCAAGGGAAGUUGAAGGCGGGAAGCGUUGGUUGCGCUCGAUGCUUGAAACCGAAGGCAGCGUCACGGCUCAAUUCGGAGAGCGAAGCUUGCUCUGCUUGCGAUAA